AUGGGAGAUUUUCUGCCUGACUCAUUCAGCAUGGACUCACUGCUGGCAAAGCUGACGGGCGUUGUCCUCAAGCAGCCGAUCAGGGGAGACGACUUUGUGGACAGACUCCAUUAUUUCGUCACUGUGGCCAUUUUGUUUCUCUUUGCGUUCGGUGCUGGACUGCAGGAAUACGUGGGUCAACCCAUCAAUUGUUGGACCCCGCUGGAUUUCCCUGCGGGGUCAGACAGUUACCACGCCCACAUCAACAGCUACUGCUGGACGCACCAGCUGCGAUACCCGAGAUUCCAGAGAAUUACUGCAAACAACAAAACCACGGGGAUCUGGGAUCUGAAAGAGCCUCAACCCCUCAUUGAUAUCGGGACGGCAUUCUUUAGAUGGGUCACCCUGGUGUUUGUUGUCCAGGCAAUGCUGUUCAAAAUUCCUAACUUCAUUUGGACCCGCAUGAACACCUCAUCCGGGGCCGAUCUUCAGAAGAUCCGGGAGCUUGUCUUGCAGGCGCAGACGGCGGAGAACGAGGAGAACAAAAAACUCAAGAUGGAUGAAGUGGUGGCCUAUUUUGAGAACUGGAUUACCGGAUACAAAUCCUACCGAAUCCGGCUGGUUGGACAACACUCUGGAACCAUUUUGUCAGUUUUAUUUUGCUUGGGAAAACGAUCUGGCAACUUCCUGUCAUCUCUUUACUUGUCAGUUAAAUUUCUGAAUUUGAUUAACGUAAUGGGAAACUUCUUUCUUAUGGCCGUGUUUUUGGAUGUUAAUUUUUGGAAAUAUGGCCUCCUAGUUUUAAACAGCGUCCUGAGCAGUGGGGAUUGGCAGGAUCCGUACAGCUUUCCUCGUCUUCUCAUCUGCGACUUUAUUCUGGAAGGAGGAAAAACAGGAAGUACCACGCAAACAGCUCCAGAAGUGUUUCAUAUUCAAUGCUCAAUGACCCUGAAUUUGCUCUUAGAGAAGAUCUUCGUUCUGGAGUGGUUUUGGAUGAUAUUUCUGUUCAUAGUGACGUUUGUUAAUUUGGUCACUUGGUGGGUUAAAACUAAACCUCCGUUUUCAACCGUUUUGUUUUCCAAAACAUACAUCAAAUCAGUGGAAUCACCUCCUUCUGUGGAGGUUGGGUUUACUGACAUUGAACCUGUUUCUACAGCUCCAACUGUGCCUGUGGUCAGUCAGAAGGGCUUCAUUGAAGAGUACCUGAGAAGCGAUGGCGUUCUGGUCUUGAGGCUGCUAGAGUUAAACGCGGACAGAGCUGUCGUUGGGGAUGUGGUUCGUCAUCUUUGGGACCGAUACCGAGCCAUGCAGAACUGCAAGUCGUCACUAGAGAGUUUAGAUAAUGGUUUGCGUAAAGAUGAGAAAGACCAGAUGGCUAUCUUGAAUCGAGACUGA
Candidula unifasciata is the source of this 1374-nucleotide messenger RNA. The record is from the annotation of a GenBank genome assembly. NCBI's taxonomy places the organism in Eukaryota, Metazoa, Mollusca, Gastropoda, Stylommatophora, Geomitridae.